GAUAUAUCCAACGCACCCGUCCUCACGCUGGCGGUCUUGUUCAAACUGGCAUCCACUGUUGCUCUGCCAGUGUUAUUGCUGAAAUGUCACCAAAAAUGCCGCUACAACCUGUGCAGGCACGUUGGAUUUCAUAGGAAACCCCGGCAGCUCCACUCAUGGCGUCUCAGGACGGCUCCACGGAGCUGGCUGUCAACCCUGCGGGGCCUGAUCGUGUCAUGACAGUUUCUCCUCGGCUGUUGUUUGUGUCAGUGGUUGGCACCUGGAGCGCACUUAAGGCGGAGGUCUGCGUGUUUCUGUCCGUGCUGUCCUCGCUGGGAUCAUGGCGACUUUUCCAGUUCUUCUCCACUAAGGAGCAGGAGGUCUCUCCCUCAGAUCGACAACUUGUCGAGAGCCCGGGUCGUCAGACGAAGCCGUCGUUUCACUCCUGGUUCCGGUUCCUGCUUCUGCUCUGUCUUGUGGUCUUUGUCUUGUGUUACGCCCUGUCCAGCAGCUCUUCAUCAUGGCAGUCCAACUUUCAACUCCAUCAUCCUUACAAAUGGCUUUUCAACCACAGCAAAAAAGUUGAUAUGCCUCCUUAUCGGGUCCAUCCAAAACACAGACACAUACUCAAUGAAAUCCAGACAACCACAGAGCCUCCUACUGUACAGCCUGUAGGGGUUCGGUACCAUCAAGCCUAUCCAGGCAACUACCACUUCAUAAUGGAUAACACAGAGGUUUGCAGCCAGAACCCUUUCCUGGUCCUGAUGGUCCCAGUGGAACCAAGUAAUGUGGCAGCUCGGGAUGCAAUCCGGCAGACGUGGGGCAACGAGAGCUUGGUCCAGGGUCAGGUGGUAGUCACUCUGUUUAUGUUGGGUGUAUCUGGAGGAGCUGAUGUUGAGAAACUACAGCAAGAGAAUCUGCAGUACCACGACCUGAUCCAGAGUGAUUUCGUAGACAGUUACCUCAAUCUGACCAUUAAAACCAUGGUGAUCAUGGACUGGCUGGCCACACACUGCCGUACAGCAGCCUACGCCAUGAAAGUUGACUCCGACAUGUUCCUGAACAUUGACAAUCUGGUGAUCAUGCUACAGAAACCAGGCAUCCCCAAAAGGAACUACCUGACAGGCCUGUUGAUGGUGAACAGGCCAGUCAUCCGUACAAAGAGCUCCAAGUGGUACGUCCCUGAGGAGAUGUACCCAGAUCCUCAAUACCCAACCUACACCCUGGGCAUGGGAUAUGUAUUUUCCAAUGAUCUCCCAGAGAAAUAUGUAGAGGUCUCAAAAUCGAUCAAGCCCUUUAACAUCGAAGAUGCUUAUAUUGGAAUGUGCAUGAAAAAUCUGGGACUCACGCCUUCGUCACCACCAGAUCCUUCCCAGUUCCAGAGCUAUAACUCAAAAUAUAAUCGCUGCCAAUUCUCCAAAGUCAUCACCUACAUUCUUAGUUCUGCACCACAGUUGGUGAACUACUGGACAGACUUGAAGAAACCUGGACCUCCUUGUUAAGACAAUGAGAUGCACCAACACUCAAGUGGCAGGGGUUUAACUUAUUUAUAUAUUUCUACAGAACAUGUGCACUUUCUGACUUUUUGUAUUUAAAGCUCCGUAAAGUUGCUAAAAAAAAAAAAAAAAAAAAAAAAACUAUAUGAAGGGAAUGUUCACUCGUCUGGACAUGUGGGGAAAAGUGUAAAUGUAAAUAAGUGAAGUUAAAGGUACCAUUUUGAGCACUACUGGAUCUACAGAGCAGUGUUUUUAAAGAGCAUGUUGCUGCUUUGCUUGCAUCUUUGUACCUGCAUAUGCACAAGGGUGGACAUACAUGCCAAUAACACUGGGGUGCCACGAUACAUGUUUCUGCAAAGUGCAUUAAUGCGACUUAUAGGUCAGUUAUUAUUAUUAUUUUUUUAAAUGGAGAAAAAGCAAGAGGGAAAAAAUGACAUGAAGAUGAAGCAGCCAGUUAAAUAUAAAGACUUUUCAGCAACAUUUCAGCACGUCUGUCUUAAGGGCGAGGAUGAAUGUUGAAUUUACUCGACUGUGCUUACAAUGAAAAGUCCUGAUGUUACGCAACAAUGGAAGCAGGUCGUUAACUACUGGCAGAAAUGUCUAAAAGGGUAUUAGAUUUUUAUGUUUAAUUUGCAGAUGAAUGUAUUUUUGUAAUUAAAUCAAACAAGUAAAGCAGUCCAACUACUAGAAACACCUCUGAAAUGUAUUUGUGCAAAAUGUCAGACAAAGCUUGCCCUUAAAGAAUGUACUUUUUACUUCAUUGACUUUGAA
This is a messenger RNA of Stegastes partitus (bicolor damselfish), 2246 nucleotides long. Its product is annotated as beta-1,3-galactosyltransferase 2-like. Gene Ontology annotation, molecular function: N-acetyl-beta-D-glucosaminide beta-(1,3)-galactosyltransferase activity. Gene Ontology annotation, cellular component: Golgi membrane. Lineage: Eukaryota; Metazoa; Chordata; Actinopteri; Pomacentridae. The record is from RefSeq and is a predicted model, not a curated record. Gene Ontology annotation, biological process: protein O-linked glycosylation. The transcript is spliced from 2 exons. The coding region runs from base 156 to 1481 and encodes 441 amino acids.